This is a messenger RNA of Saccostrea echinata, 834 nucleotides long. RefSeq names its product fibroleukin-like. NCBI's taxonomy places the organism in Eukaryota, Metazoa, Mollusca, Bivalvia, Ostreida, Ostreidae. The coding region runs from base 1 to 834 and encodes 277 amino acids. The transcript is spliced from 6 exons. The record is from RefSeq and is a predicted model, not a curated record.
AUGUCACGAGUAGCCAAUCAUUAUUCUGUGACAGAUCAAGGCUCUGAAUGUGCUAUGAUAUGUCAAAAAGACUGUGGUAGCUUCUUCGGAUAUAAUCCUCAGUUGAUGAAAUGCAGGACCCACAUGAAGAUGUUUAUGUCUGGAAUUUUGGAGGAGGACGGCUGGAUCUACUACUUUCUUCCUAAAGAUUGUAAGGACCUUCAUGACAAUGGUUACAAUAAAUCUGGUGUGUACGAAAUUUAUCCAAGUUGUACCAGCUCGGGUCCUGUCAGAGCUUACUGCGACAUGGACACAAUGGACGGAGGAUGGACGGUAAUUCAAAAAAGAGUGAACGGAUCCCUGAGCUUUCACAGGAACUGGGAAGCAUACAAGAAUGGUUUUGGAGCGCCGGAUCAGGAUAACUGGAUUGGAAAUGACGUAAUCCAUCAGUUAACCUAUGGAAAGACUUCAUACCUUUAUGUUUCAAUCACACUAGUGGAUGGAAGGAAACUGUUUGAGUUGUACGAUCAGUUCUCUGUUUCCAAUGAAUCAGACAAGUAUCAACUCCAUCUGACAGGAAAUACCACGGGAACCUUAGGUGAUAGUAUGAUGAAUACCGGUAAUCCUUCGUAUGACUUGUCAGGUAUGUACUUCAGUACAUAUGACAAAGACAGCGACAGGUGGAGUUUAAGUAACUGUGCGGCUGCUUAUGAAGGGGGCUGGUGGUUUAACAAUUGUCGCCACGCCUUCCUUAACGGGCCCUGGAACUCCAAAUACUGGCAGUACCCAUGGAAUCCUACAGUUAUGAGAGGUCUUGAUGUUCGGGGAACAAUGAUGUUGAUCAAAUGUCACUAG